GUCCCCAGUGCCGACUCGGUCGCACGGGGACAGACUUCUCUGGUUCGCUAACUCGGCUGUACUGGAGGAUUCACGCGCGUUUGAUAAGGUAACUUUGAUGAAAUCAUGACCAGGUGGGCACGAGUUACUACCACACGUAGCAAGAGACCUUUGGCUGCAACAUCAUGGGAGGACAUGAAGAAGGGGUCCCUUGAGGGAGAAGGCCAAAACCUACCAAAGAGUAAACAACUUGAAGCCAAUAGGCUCUCUGCUAAAAAUGAUACGCCUCAAGCAAAACACAAAAAGAACAAAAAGAAAAAGGAGUACUUAAAUGAAGAUGUAAAUGGAUUCCUGGAAUACUUAAGACAAAACCCACAGAUGGUUCAUAAUGGAGAGAGGAUAGCAACAGACAGUCAGGAGGUAAGGGAAGAAAUUGCAGUUGCUUUAAAGAAAGAUAGUCGCCGGGAAGGAAGAAGACUAAAAAGACAAGCAGCAAAGAAAAAUGCAAUGGUAUGUUUCCAUUGUAGAAAACCUGGCCAUGGAAUUGCAGAUUGCCCAGCCGCCCUUGAGAAUCAAGAUACGGGCACUGGAAUAUGUUACCGGUGUGGGUCCACAGAGCAUGAAAUAACCAAGUGCAAAGCCAAAGUAGACCCAGCUCUUGGUGAAUUUCCUUUCGCAAAAUGUUUUGUUUGUGGGGAAAUGGGACAUCUGUCCAGAUCUUGUCCUGAUAAUCCCAAAGGACUUUAUGCUGAUGGUGGUUGCUGCAGACUUUGUGGCUCUGUGGAACAUUUUAAGAAAGAUUGCCCUGAGAGUCAGAAUUCAGAUCGAAUGGUCACAGUUGGUCGCUGGGCAAUGGGAAUGAGUGCAGACUAUGAAGAAAUUUUGGAUGUGCCUGAACCACAGAAACCCAAAACAAAGAUACCUAAAGUUGUUAAUUUUUGAUAACGAUUAGUACUAUCAUUAGUUACCACCUCAUUGUGAGCUACUCUGAACUGGGCCUACCUCACAUACUGGAGCUGAGCUCCCUUGGAGACCUGUGUUGUAGACAUCAGUAUGAUGUGCAUAUGGUCAGAUAGUUUCCUGAGUGCUGUCCAUUAAAGAGUGCCUCUAUCACUGGAGAAAAUCAUUGAAGAAAAGUAUAAGAUUUUUAAACUGGAUUCUCUAAAAGAAUAUUUUUAACAGGUAGAACUUAGGUAUAACUAAGUGGUUAUAUACUUGAUUGUAACGAUCAUCUUUUUCUUAAAAACUAUGCAUUAAUGUGAACCACCCUUAAAGUAUAACUUUUGCGUUUAGAAAUGAAGUUUUGGUUAUAUUGUUUUCUUGGUUCAGAAUAUCAAUUUAUUAUUAUAUUAGGAAUUUAUAAGUUGCCACAAUACUGUAUUUUUAAAAUAUUUAAUUCAAAAAUCAUUUGCUAUGUACUUAUUUUUCUGAAUACCUCAUUCUGGAUUGAACUAGCCAUUGUCUGUUUAUGUCCAGGUAAUCCCUUUGGGAACACAAUCUUUUUAUGAAUUCUAGAUGAGAUUAAUUUUGGUUAAUUUUUGUUUUAGUUUUGACAUAAAGAAGCACAAAGUAUUGAGGUAACAUAGAAGAAUACGUUAACAACAGCUCCUUCUUUGUCCUGGAUUUUCAAGAGUGAAAUUCUAGCCAAAAUUAUUUUGGGGUAUUUAACCAGAAUGAUGUUACUUAACAGAUCGUAUAUCACACUUAAUAGCAUUUUGUUCAUGUGUUUUAGAUGAGUCUGGGUGAGAUGCAGGUAUCACCAUAAUAGAGUUAGGAUGCUAAUCAGAGACCCAUUAGCUUCUUUGUUGGAUUUUAUGAAUACAUGCAUACUUAAUACAUGUAUUUCACAAGGCUAGGGCUCAUAUUGUAAUGGAAUGACUCUAGUGGAUUGUGUGUUUCAUUUGGAAUUUUACCUGAUUGGAUACAUUUGUAACUAAAGGAAACAGCUGUGAUUAGUUACUGUAGCUUCAAAAACAAAAUAUUUACCAAAUAAGAAACACUUUUCUCUGUUUUAAUGUCUGCAAAGCUCAACAGUUCUAGUCUUAAUAGGAGCUGUUGUUUUAUUUUUGGUGUGAGAGGUAAACAUGACAGAAUACAACUCAGCAUCCCAGAAUGUAAGGAAAGGAGUGUCAUUUAAAAGAAAUCACACAACUCAUGUAGCUGGAAAAGGAUAGCAAUGCUGCCUUAGUCAUUUAGCCCAAACACACUCAGAUUUAUUUCACCUAUCCUAUCAGGUGUCAAGGACUCUGGCCAGUCAAAACCUGUCUCCAGUGAGGAAGGCAAGCAUUAAAUAUUUCCCAAGUACCUGCUAUAUUCCUGGUACUCUCUUAGGCACUAGGGAUUGUGACAGUGAUGAAGACAAGGUCACAUGCUUUCUAAUGAGGCUUUAGGAUGGAGAGGAGACUUGGGGAGAGAUGCAUAUCAGAAAUAUCAGUACAUCAGGAAAAUAUCAGAUAUUUUAUUACACUUUAAAAAUAUUCUACUGAAUCGCCUAAGACUUGGUCAUUAAUCACUCUUCCUUCAGUCCUUUGGAAAUGUCACCUCUUACAAGCUUAUCAUUCACUUUUCUAUGGCUGACUCCUAAAUCCAUCUGGCCCUAAUAUCCUCAAUUACAGUUCCUACUUGGAUGUUCCACCAAUACCUCAAGUCAUUACUGCAGUAAUUUUCAAAACAAUAUAAAUUCAAAGACCUACGACAGGCAGAGGUUGGAAUUGUCUCAAUUGUAGGAGAGGUGUGAAAUUUUACCAUACAAAAUUUUAGUUAAGUAACUCCAUUAUAGCUAAUUUUUUUGCUUUUUAAAAUCUAAAAAUAUUCUAAAAAUUUUUUCUGCUUCUGAAAUGUAUAGGCAUUUAAAUCUACAUAUUCACCCUUAAUGUAUGUAAGUGUUAAUUCAUAAAAUUGGAGCACAGUCCAAAGUUUAUGUAAAUGAAAACCUGCUGACACGGAAUAAAACUAAUUAACAACCAGACCUAGGCUGGGUGAGUGGAUGGGUUGGGGAAGCGGGUAGGCUGGGGAAGCAGAGGUAGAGAUCUGACCUACAGCAGGAUGUACCUAACCUCUUAAGUGCUCUAAACUCUAGUGGAGAAGUCCUUCAACUUUUAAAUGCUGUCUUGUAGAGGAGGCUAACUUGACAUAUGCUGGUUUGUCUUAGGGGUUAAGACAAAUCACAGAGUAGAGUAAUGAAUGCUGAAGUCUAGGGAAUAAAGUGCUAAUGUAAUGGUUAUGAAAGAAGAGCUCAGUUAAUAUUCUUUCUCUGCGACAUCACAUUGUGCAGGUACUUUUCUGUGUGUAUAUAUAGCAAUAGAUACUAAAUUGGCCAGCCACCUUGAAUAUAUGUUAAAUGACACUAGUAAAGUAGUUUCUAUUACUAAAAUUGAUUGGAUUCCAUUAUGUUUUAAUGUCUUCCUAAUUUAAAGCUCUAAACUAUGUAAUACAUCUUGUCAGUUGCUCCUGACAUACAGAUAUCCGCCAUAUAUGGAACAAUCCCACAGUAUUAAUCACCUAGCCAACUUAUCAUUUUUUAUUUUGUAAAAUUUUGUACAAUUUUAAACAGAACACAUGUUUCAUCUCCGUAGCCUAAACAUGCUUAUGAUCAUUUUAAACCAUAUUUGUACCAUUUUACAGGACACACAAAAUUGAAUAUGGGCAAUUUCCACUGCCUGUGUCCCUGGAAGGAAGCAGAGCCACAGACAAUAUAAAACAGUUUUAAAGCUCUUUAAAUAAUGCUAUCCAAAUCACUGGUGUUUGACCUGAGAUGAAUUUUAUUUUUUAACCCCUUCCUAACUGCAUUUUGCUUCAGCCAAUAUUAAAUUACUUUGUGGCCCCAAAGCUUGCCAAAGUGUCACGGCUAAGGGUACGUGGAAUUGAGAGUGGUAAAUAAAACUGGAAGUAAGUGACAGUUUACCAUUUAAAAUGUGUUUAUCAACCCACCAUCAGUAGCAUUCUCUAUGAAUUUUAUACAAGAGGCUGCUGUCUCUUCUAUGGAUUUUGACCAGCCACCAAGAUUUCCGGCAAAGUAAGGAGAGAUGCUAGCAGAAAUCUGGUUGAAGUAGGAUACCUGUUUCAAAAAGAAAAUACAUUAUUUUAAUUAUUUAUUGACUUGGAGCUUCUUUCAGCAGGGAUCUGAAUCUUGUUGGUAUAGGGAAGGCUAUGACCCUAAUCUUCUGGGGACUUUCUGGAAUGAUCUACAAGGAUGACCUCAGGAUUCCCCUGAUGUGGACACAUGACAGAAU
This is a messenger RNA of Lynx canadensis (Canada lynx), 4211 nucleotides long. RefSeq names its product zinc finger CCHC-type containing 9 (gene ZCCHC9). NCBI's taxonomy places the organism in Eukaryota, Metazoa, Chordata, Mammalia, Carnivora, Felidae. Bases 106 to 921 code for a protein of 271 amino acids. The record is from RefSeq and is a predicted model, not a curated record. The transcript has 6 exons. Gene Ontology annotation, molecular function: zinc ion binding; nucleic acid binding.